This is a messenger RNA of Plasmodium knowlesi strain H, 846 nucleotides long. Its product is annotated as tetratricopeptide repeat protein, putative. The record is from RefSeq and is a predicted model, not a curated record. Gene Ontology annotation, molecular function: protein binding. The coding region runs from base 1 to 846 and encodes 281 amino acids. NCBI's taxonomy places the organism in Eukaryota, Apicomplexa, Aconoidasida, Haemosporida, Plasmodiidae. The transcript has a single exon.
AUGGAAUAUUACAACUACGCCAGUAUGAAGCUGCUGGACAGGAGCAAAUACAUAAAUGAAGAGGAAGAAGAAGACGAUUACCACUACUGUAAGGAAACUGACAUCCGAGAAACAAUUAAAAAAGCGAGAGAAAUAAAAAAUUGUAAUUACAAGGAAUCGAUGGAUUUAUACAUAAAAGCGUUGAAGACGCUAAAAAAGUUAAAAGAAAACAACUCCAGGAUAUAUAGAAAUGUUCUUGAAUUUGAAAUAAGGCCUCAAGAAAUAGCUAACAGUAUGUCGUUAAAAAAUAGUUUAGAAAAAAAUAUGUAUAUGAAGAAAGAGGGUGAUAAAGAUUACACGGGCGGUCCAUCGAAUGAUAAUCAAACCAUAUCAAUAAAUAAUAAAAUUGCAUCUCUGUACAACGAAAUUGCAGAUCUUUGUUGUAUUCACGAUUUUAUAGAAAAAUCACUCUUCUAUUAUGAUAAGGCUUGUUCAUAUAAUCCUUCCAAAAUUGAUUAUAUAUACAAGAAAGGGGUUUUAUUUCAACAAAUGAAUGACACCGAAAGGGCCAUUAACACUUUUAAAAUUAUUUUGUCUUCAGAGCCAAACCAUAUUCCUACAUUAUUUUCGCUGGGGAAUUUGUACAGAUAUAUAGAUAACCACAUUGCCCUUUCUUACUUCGAGGCUAUCCUCAAAAUCGAGCCGAAUAACACGGAAGUUUUAUCCCUCAUCGCUUCCUGCUAUGAUAAUCUGGGGAAAUUGAAUGAAGCCAUUUCGUAUCAGAAUAAGGCCGUUCAAAUCGACCCCGAUAAUUUCAACCAUAAGAAGUUUGCCCAGAGACUCAUCGAAAUGAAGUCUCACAAUUGA